ACGUAUUUGUUGACAGGAACUGGGAGAUGAAGUCCUCCAGGCUGUUGAUAUCUCGCAUCCGGCUCUGGAAAAACAUCAGCGGCUCGCCGAGUAGUAGACUGGAUAAUUGGAAACGCCACAUUAACCAAGAGGUUGGUGGCGGAUGGCGGUUGACUGGCGAUAUCGGAUGGCGAUUGGGUAGCGGCAUUCUCCGUUCCUUCGGCGACGCUUGGAGCGAUCUGCGGAGACGCCGGUACCGGGUUGGACGCCCUCACUCCCUCAUCCGGACUCUCAUCGGACUUACUCGCAUCGACGACGUUAUCAAUCUUCGUAGAAGACAAUUGGGCUAAGUUUUGCGGGUCGAAACUGAUGGAGCAUAUGCUGCCUCCCUCUCUCUCUCGUGGGGUCUCCGCUGCAUCGUCCUGGGGCUGUUGAUUUGCCGGUGUCGUGGCUACAUAGUUUUGGGGAUGUUCGCUGAAGUAGGAAAUUUGCGAGUUAGCCGGCGACUGGUUCAUGGUGACGUUAUUAUGGAAAACUUCGAGUAAAUAGCCAAGUGUGUUGCCAAGUCUCAGGAAUAUUAAAAUGGAUUCAGUGAUAGU
Messenger RNA from Nilaparvata lugens (brown planthopper), 578 nucleotides. RefSeq lists its product as uncharacterized. The transcript is spliced from 3 exons. NCBI's taxonomy places the organism in Eukaryota, Metazoa, Arthropoda, Insecta, Hemiptera, Delphacidae. Bases 27 to 329 code for a protein of 100 amino acids. The record is from RefSeq and is a predicted model, not a curated record.